Molecule: messenger RNA, 3386 nt
Organism: Fomitopsis serialis
Lineage: Eukaryota; Fungi; Basidiomycota; Agaricomycetes; Polyporales; Fomitopsidaceae
Exons: 18
Coding region: 136-3030 (964 amino acids)
Biological process (GO): cytosolic ribosome assembly
Cellular component (GO): ribonucleoprotein complex; cytosol
Molecular function (GO): GTP binding; ribosome binding; GTPase activity
Source: RefSeq, a predicted model, not a curated record
AAUUUGAGUCCCCCGGCACUGCCCUCAAGCUGACUCUCCAACGCGUUGCCUUGACUCCUACGUUUCUCAUAUAGACGCAGGCGUAUUUUCUGCUACUCUCGUACACCGGACUCGCUACUACUUGCACGAAACAGUAUGGCCUUGACCCCGGAGGCGAUCGACGUCCGGAACGUCACAACCAUAGAAAGAGGGAUCACAAUGGAGAGUAGCGCGGUCUCUCUGAGUUCAGGUAAUGGACGGAACGACGCUGGUGGUACCCUCCCGAAGACGUAUGUUGUGAACAUGAUAGAUACGCCUGGGCAUGUCGACUUUUCCAGCGAAGUGUCGACCGCGUCGCGACUAUUAGAGGGCGUCUGCACGCAGACCAUCACUGUCCUGCGGCAAGCAUGGCAAGACCGUCUGCGACCCGUCUUGGUCAUCAACAAAUUCGACCGUCUCAUUACCGAGCUCAAGCUAUCCCCUGUGGAGGCGUACCAUCACCUGUCGCAGCUCAUCGAACAGGUGAACGCCGUGAUGGGUAGCUUCUUCGCAAGUGAAAGGAUGGAGGACGAUCUCCGGUGGAGAGAAGAGCGCGAACGCCGACUCGCAGAGAAGAAAGAAUCGCACGCGGAAGAGGUCGAUGCAGCCAUCAACGAAGCGGACGACUUCCAAGAGAGGGACGACGAGGACAUCUACUUCGCCCCAGAGAAGGGCAAUGUCAUCUUCGCCUCUGCCAUCGCCGGAUGGGGAUUCCGCAUAGGCAAAUUCGCCCACCUGUACGCAACAACGCUACGGACGGUGCUGUGGGGAGAUUUCUAUCUGGAUCCCAAGACGAAGCGGGUUAUCAGCCACAAGCACCUGCGCGGGCGCGCGUUGAAGCCACUGUUUGUUCAGUUUAUCCUCGAUAAUAUAUGGGCGGUGUAUGAUGCUGUACUUAUCAACCCAAACCCAGAGAAGGUGACGAAGAUUGUGUCGACGCUCAACCUCAAGAUCCCACCGCGCGAGUUGAACUCGAAGGACUCAAAACAACUCCUGACACUCAUUUUCUCUCAAUGGCUCUCGCUCUCUUCGUGCGUCAUCCAGGCUAUCGUCGAUGUCGUCCCGCCUCCGUCUGUCGCGCAACGAACGCGUAUCCCGAAAAUGCUCUACCCGGAUCUCUACGAAUCCACGGCCGAGCCGAAGAACAAAAUGGAAGAGAAUCUCUACUCGUGUAAUGCGAGCCCUGACGCAUAUGUUGCUGCACUGGUGAGCAAAAUGUUCGCCGUACCCGCGAAGGAGCUGCCGGGCAACAAAAAGAAACCACUGAGCGCAGAAGAGAUGCGCGCUAGAGCGAGAGCGGCGAGGGAAGCGCGGAGUGCAGCACAAGCUGCUGCGACGGGUGGCGAGACUCCUUCGACCGAGACGUCUUCUACGCCUUUGGAAGCCGCACUGGAGCAGAUGGCGGUAGAUGAUAAGGAGCCAAACGGCACGGGCGAACCUGUCGAGGCGGACGAGACGCUGCUUGGGUUCGCGCGCAUAUACUCUGGUACGAUACGCACGGGCACAACAAUCUGCUGCGUCUUGCCAAAGUACAACAGCGCGCUGGAACCGACGCAUCCGCGGAACGCGCUGCAUGUGGUCACUACGCGCGUAGAGGCUCUGUACGUGAUGAUGGGUAGGGAGCUCGUACCAGUAGACCACGUUCAGGCGGGGAACGUCUUCGCUGUACAGGGUCUGGAAGGCAAGGAGCAGGGUGUGCCUGAGGGUGCGGACCUUGGUCAAGUCAAGGAUUGUCUGAUCAACCUGGGCGGUAUCAUUCGCUACGCAGCACCGAUCGUUCGACUGCUCAGCCAGGCUGAUCCUUGCGUUGAGACGUUCCAGCAACAGACUGGCGAGCACGUCAUCCUGACUGCAGGUGAACUCCAUCUCGAGAGGUGUCUCAGAGACUUGCGCGAGCGUUUUGCCAAGGUCGAAAUCAACCCUUCCGAGCCUAUCGUACCCUUCAGAGAGACUGCGGUGCGGGCGCCUGAUAUGGCGCCGCCGAAAACGCCUGGUGCUAAAAGGGACUUUCUCCUAGACAACCUCGCGACACUCAAGCGAAUAGAAUUCGAAAAAAGCUCGACAGAGCGCGGUUCAUCCGCUCAUGCAGACGGCCUUGAGGAAGAGGACUACGAUACCCAGGGCGAGGUCAUGAGGAAGGCGAGCGUUAAGCCGGAGGAGUUGUGGAGAGCGCUGCAGCAGGCGUGUCAAGAAGUCGGCGGAGAGUGGGUAGAUGUUGUUGACAAGAUCUGGGCGUUCGGACCGCAGAGGGUGGGCAGCUGCAUGCUCGUUGACUUGCGUUCUGGCGGCCAGCCAAACUCCCUGAAGAGACGGCAGGAACACGACAAGAUAGGUGACGCAAACAAGGAUAGAGACCCCCUUCUACGUGACUUCGACAAUCACCUGGAAGCCGGGUUUCAGCUGGCAACCUUCCAAGGACCCCUAUGCGCGGAGCCAGUGGAAGGUCUAGCUUACUUCGUAGAGUCGGUCGAGGUUGACCGGGAAGGUAUCGAACAGGAGAAGUUACAUAACCGAAUGGCGCAGGUCACUGGCGCGUUCAUCACGUCAGUAAGAGAGGCCUGUCGGAACGGUCUCCUGGAUUGGUCUCCCAGGUUGAUGUUGGCCAUGUAUACCUGUGACAUUCAAGCAUCGACGGAUGUUCUGGGUAAGGUAUACGGCGUCGUUGCCAGACGCCGAGGCCGGAUCGUCUCCGAGGAAAUGAAGGAAGGGACUGAAUUCUUCACUGUCCGUUCUCUCCUGCCCGUAGUCGAGAGUUUUGGCUUCGCGGACGACAUACGAAAACGGACCUCAGGAGCAGCAAGCCCGCAAUUGAUAUUCAGCGGAUACGAAAUGCUCGACCUGGACCCUUUCUGGGUCCCGACGACCGAAGAGGAGCUGGAAGAUCUGGGAGAGAAGGCCGAUCGGUCUAACAUCGCAAAGGGGUACAUGGACUCAGUCCGAGAGAGGAAGGGCAUGUUUGUCGACAAGAAAAUCGUGGAGCAUGCGGAGAAACAAAGGACUCUCAAGCGGUGAGCGACGGGUGAAUCAGUCAAUGUUAGAAACAGCUGUAUCACGUAUGCCAGUGUACUGUAUUGUCUAUCACAUCGAUGUAGCGAUUUCAAUACUGUAUUGCUGUGGAGCAAGUUGCACUAGUUUGGAUUGUGACCGUGUACUUGAGUACCGUCGUUCCGAGCAGUACAACUUGCAAGGCCUUCCAAACCGGCUGGAUGACUUUCGCAGAAUACGAUGGUCUGAUAGAGCUGAUAUUCGGAAGCCAUUCGCAAAGGCGACGCUGCGCACAGAUGCUUGCUGGUAUUUGUAUAUUGUUAGGCAGCGGGUGGCGGUGUUCUUGUCGUCAGACUCGUCAGGGUGAGCGUCGCGGGAGUCGG